AUGAGCCCGCUCCCGGGACCCACCGCCAUUGUCACUGCAGUGGGUCCUGCAACAGCACCCUCCGGCGCAGCAGCAGCGGAGGCGAUCGCCAGUGCUGCAGACGAUGCUGUAGGUGCAGGACUGAAACUCGAGCAGGUGGUGGCGCCAGCCCAGCAGCAGCAGCAGCAGCAGCAGCAGCAGCAGUGGCAGCAGCAGUGGCAGCAGCAGCCGCAGCAGCAGCAGCAGCAGUGGCAGCAGCAGCAGCCUGGGGAAGGGCAGCAGCAGGUGUGCAGGGAGGGGCAGCAGCAGCAGUACAUUGAGGCGCAGGAGGGGGAGGUGGACGAAGACGAUCAGCAGGAUGAUGAUGAAGAUGAUGAUAAUGAUAAUGAUAAUGAUGACGAGCAGGAGCAGGAGGAGGAGGAGGAGCAGGAGGAUCAGGAUCCUCAGAAGGGUGGACCAGCCGCUGGCGCUGGUUUGGAGCUCAGCGGCGACCAAGGCAGCAGCGGCGGCGCAGGGCAGGAGGCGGCGGCCGCAGACGGGGGCGGAGCGCCGCGAGGUUCACGUGCUGGACGCGGCGGCUCAGGGGCCGCCGCCACGUGGCCGACG
Monoraphidium neglectum is the source of this 585-nucleotide messenger RNA. RefSeq lists its product as hypothetical. NCBI's taxonomy places the organism in Eukaryota, Viridiplantae, Chlorophyta, Chlorophyceae, Sphaeropleales, Selenastraceae. The transcript has a single exon. The record is from RefSeq and is a predicted model, not a curated record. The annotation marks the transcript as partial.